GCUGCUAUGGCUUUCUGUAAUGAAAGCCUGCUGGAGAAUUGUGACUUCAUGGAGCCGGAGGAAGGUUUGCCGGAGGAAGCCGCUACCCCACUGAUAUCAGUCACUCUGCGUGUGACUCUGGCGGCCAUAAUGAUCUUCAUGAUUACCAUCGGUUUCCUCGGAAAUGCCAUCGUGUGUCUGAUUGUGUACCAGAAACCCGCCAUGCGCUCCGCCAUCAACCUCCUCCUCGCUACUUUGGCCUUUUCCGACAUUAUGCUCUCUCUGCUCUGCAUGCCCUUCACUGCAGUGACGGUCGCCACUGCCGACUGGAGCUUUGGGAGCGGGUUCUGCCGAGCCUCCAUCAUGCUGUACUGGCUGUUUGUCCUGGAGGGAGUGUCCAUCCUCCUCAUCAUCAGUGUGGACCGAUUCCUCAUCAUUGUACAGCGGCAGGACAAACUGACUCCACACAGAGCUAAACUGCUGAUCGCGGGUUCAUGGGUGUUGAGCCUGUGUGUGUCCCUGCCGUCUGUGGUCGGGUGGAGGACGGGCGCAGCAGGUAUUGGGGGUGCCUGGGCACCACAGUGUGUUCUGGGAUACAGCGAGUCUGUGGCAGACCGUGGGUACACGGUGCUGUUGGCAGUCGCAGUAUUCUUCGUGCCAUUCACCGUCAUGCUGUACUCUUACAUGUGCAUCCUCAACACGGUACGCCACAACACCCUGCGCAUCCACAACCACACCGGUGAGCACUCCUGUCUGCCAGCACUCAAUCAAGUCAGCAAGAUGAGACUCAGUGGGCUGCAGCGCCCCCCUCAGGUCAAAGUGGACAUGAGCUUCAAGACCCGAGCCUUCACCACCAUCCUCAUCCUCUUUGUGGGCUUCUCAGUGUGCUGGUUGCCGCACACCGUGGUCAGCCUGCUGGCCGUGUUCAGCCGAGAGUUUUACUACAGCCCGGUCUUCUACCCAAUGAGCAUCGGCGCGCUGUGGCUCAGCUACCUGAAGACGGUUUUUAACCCUGUCAUCUACUGCUGGAGGAUCAGGAAGUUCAGGGAGGCGUGUCAGGAGUUCAUUCCCAAAAGCUGCAGACUGUGUCCCAAAGUGCCGGGCAGGAGCCGAAGGAGAGUGAGGCCCAGUAACAUUUAUGUGUGCAGCGAGACUCAGUCAGCCGUGUGA
This is a messenger RNA of Limanda limanda (common dab), 1149 nucleotides long. It is a transcript of the gene gpr45, whose product is annotated as G protein-coupled receptor 45. The record is from RefSeq and is a predicted model, not a curated record. Gene Ontology annotation, cellular component: membrane. The coding region runs from base 7 to 1149 and encodes 380 amino acids. The transcript has a single exon. Lineage: Eukaryota; Metazoa; Chordata; Actinopteri; Pleuronectiformes; Pleuronectidae. Gene Ontology annotation, molecular function: G protein-coupled receptor activity. Gene Ontology annotation, biological process: G protein-coupled receptor signaling pathway.